CUUCGGGUUAAACUCAAAACUCGGCUACCACCAUCCCUCUAUAAGACCUACUACUAACGUAGCAGGAAUAUAUUUUUUUAUAUUUGGUGCAUGCACCGACUUUUUCGUGCUCUUCCUCUGACAUCUAGGAUUCCCCGAUACGCGCCUCACACGCAUAUAUACAAUCCCGUAUACCGAAAAAUGGCUACAGAAGCAACUGGGACGCACAAAGACCCCGUUACAGGGGAGAUGAUCUCCAAGACGGAGCUCAAGCGCCGGGAAAAACAACGAGCAAAGGAAGCAAGCAAGGCAGCCAAGCCACCUCCACCUGCAGCUAAGGCUAAGGCGGAGAACAAGCCAUCCGACGACGACCUCAACCCUAACCAAUACUAUGAGCUUCGCUCGCGGCAAAUUCAGGCUCUGAAGGCCAGCCAAAAUCCCAAUCCUUACCCACACAAGUUCAAUGUAACAUCCUCUAUCACGUCGUACAUCGAUACAUACGGCCCCGAAGGCAAGAUUCCGUCUGGGACGAAGUUGGAGGGUACAACGGAAAGCCUUGCUGGCCGAAUCCACAACAUCCGUUCGAGUGGAUCUAAGCUUGUCUUCUAUGACCUGCAUGGGGAGGGAAAGAAGGUUCAAGUUAUGGCUACUCAACAAGAUGCCUCCGAUCCUUCUUCCUUUGAGGCUACACAUGCCAUCUUCAAGCGUGGCGACGUCGUCGGUGUCACCGGCACUCCAUCACGCACCAAGAAGGGCGAGCUCAGUAUCUCACCAAGCACCAUGACUCUUCUCUCUCCAAACCUCCAUCAGCUGCCUUCCUCCCACUUUGGUUUGAAGGACCAAGAGACCCGCUACCGAAAGCGUUAUCUUGAUCUCAUCAUCAGUGAAAAUACGCGAAACAUCUUUAUCCGUCGCAGCAAGAUCAUCAACUACGUUCGUCGCUUCCUCGACGACCUAGGUUUCAUGGAAGUCGAGACGCCGAUCACCCAGAUGAGUGCGGGAGGCGCUACGGCUAAGCCAUUCGUCACCCACCAUAACGACCUUGGCCUUGACCUGUUCCUUCGUAUCGCGCCCGAGCUCUACCUCAAGGAGCUCGUUGUCGGUGGUCUCGACCGUGUCUAUGAGAUCGGACGCGUUUUCCGCAAUGAGGGUAUCGAUAUGACUCAUAACCCCGAAUUCACGAUCUGUGAAUUUUAUAUGGCAUAUGCGGACAUGUAUGACUUGAUGGAUAUGACGGAGUCGCUUGUGGAAGGGAUGGUCAAGUACCUCACCGGUGGAAGUACCAAGUUGGCAUACCACCCUGACGGUAAUAAAGGUGAAGAAGGUGCGAGGGUGUACGAGCUUGAAUUCAAGAAGCCAUGGAAGAGGUACGAUAUGAUCGAGACGCUGGAAGAAAAGCUGGGCGUCAAGUUCCCUUCGGGUGAUACUCUUCACACCGAAGAGGCGAACAAGUUCUUGAGGGCCCUUUGCGUUAAGCACAAUGUAGAUUGCAGCGAGCCAAGGACAAACGCACGUCUGUUAGACAAGCUCGUCGGAGAGUUUAUCGAACCUCUCUGUAUAUCCCCAGCUUUCAUUGUUGGGCACCCUCAGGUGAUGUCUCCUCUGGCCAAGUGGCACCGUUCGCGACCAGGUCUUUGCGAGCGUUUCGAAGCAUUCCUAUGCGGCAAGGAAAUCUGUAAUGCAUACACCGAGUUGAAUGAUCCAUUCGAGCAACGUUUAAGAUUUGAGGAGCAGUCACGACAGAAGGAACAAGGCGAUGACGAGGCCCAGGGUGUGGACGAGACUUUCAUUGAUGCUCUCGAGCACGGUCUUCCGCCUACUGGUGGCUGGGGCAUGGGCAUCGACCGUCUGGUGAUGUUCUUGACAGAUUCUAUAAACAUCAAGGAAGUUCUAUUGUUCCCAGCUAUGAAGCCGGACGUCACUGCAGGUGCAGCACCGGUUGUUGUACCUUAGAGAGUUUAAAAGGGGCGUAUACGAUAUAACCAGAUAGACAUGAUAAUGACUGUUGUAUCCAUGCUCCAUGUUGUGAUUAGUACAAUGUCGACAAGCUGGCGAUUUCUCUUCCCCGAGAUCUCAAUACCGUAUGUGCCCCUUUGGGAGACCU
Messenger RNA from Desarmillaria tabescens, 2083 nucleotides. RefSeq lists its product as uncharacterized. Lineage: Eukaryota; Fungi; Basidiomycota; Agaricomycetes; Agaricales; Physalacriaceae. Gene Ontology annotation, cellular component: cytoplasm; cytosol. The record is from RefSeq and is a predicted model, not a curated record. The transcript has 10 exons. Gene Ontology annotation, molecular function: lysine-tRNA ligase activity; tRNA binding; ATP binding. Gene Ontology annotation, biological process: lysyl-tRNA aminoacylation. Bases 91 to 1932 code for a protein of 613 amino acids.